Osmerus eperlanus (European smelt) is the source of this 3444-nucleotide messenger RNA. Its product is annotated as aldehyde dehydrogenase family 3 member A2-like. Gene Ontology annotation, cellular component: cytoplasm. Gene Ontology annotation, molecular function: 3-chloroallyl aldehyde dehydrogenase activity; aldehyde dehydrogenase (NAD+) activity. Lineage: Eukaryota; Metazoa; Chordata; Actinopteri; Osmeriformes; Osmeridae. The record is from RefSeq and is a predicted model, not a curated record. The transcript is spliced from 10 exons. Bases 177 to 1721 code for a protein of 514 amino acids. Gene Ontology annotation, biological process: aldehyde metabolic process.
AUGCAGCGCACGCAGCAGUCGGUUAUGCUUUUAAGCGGACGGUGAGGGAAUAAUUAUGCAAAGCUGUGAUACAUGACAGAGGGGUUUGUGGAAUGAAAAUUUGACGGCGUCACGCAAUACCAUACAACGUUUAACCGGACAGUAUUUCAUUCAUGCGUACUGUCUGCUGCUGAUAGAUGAACAUGGAGAGGCAGGCUGUGGAGUGUGCCAGGGAGGCAUUUAUCACUGGGAGGUCACGACCCCAAAAGUUUAGAAUUGAGCAGCUGAAAUCCCUUCUGAGGAUGAUUACAGACAGACAAGGGGAGAUCGCCACUGCCCUCAAACAAGACAUUAACAGGAGCCAGUACGAUACACCCCUCUAUGAGCUGAUAGGCUUAGAGAAUGAGAUCAUCCUGGCAAUGGGAAAACUCUCUGAGUGGGCAGCCCCACGGCCAAUGGAGAAGAGUAUCCUGACUCUCACUGACAAGGUGUACAUCCAGCCAGAGCCCCUGGGAGUGGUGCUCAUCAUUGGGGCCUGGAACUACCCCUGGGCUCUCACUCUGCAGCCCCUAAUCGGGGCCAUUGCUGCUGGCAACGCAGCUGUGGUGAAACCGUCUGAGCUGAGUGAACAUUCCUCAGCUCUUCUCAGAGCCCUGCUCCCCCAGUAUCUAGACCAGGAACUCUACCCUGUAGUGACAGGUGGAGUUUCAGAGACACAGGAGCUGCUGAAGCAACGUUUUGAUCACAUCUUCUACACGGGGAACAGCACUGUGGGUAAACUGGUGAUGCAAGCCGCCGCACGCCACCUCACACCUGUCACUCUGGAGAUGGGGGGGAAGAGCCCCUGUUUCAUUGACAAGGACUGUGACCUCAGAGUUGCCUGCCGUCGUGUCACGUGGGGAAAGUUCAUGAACUGUGGUCAGACGUGCAUCGCUCCAGACUACAUCCUGUGUGAACCCAGCAUACAGAACAGAGUGGUGGAGGGCAUACGUCAAACAUUACUGGAAUUCUAUGGUCCGGACCCCAAAUCCUCACCAGACUACGGCCGCAUCAUCAACAGGCGCCACUUUAACAGAGUGAUGGGUCUGCUGGAGGGAUACACAGCCGCGGUGGGUGGGCAGAGUGACUCAUCACAGUGCUACAUCGCCCCCACUGUGGUGAAAGACGUCCCCCCUCAUGCCCGGAUCAUGCAGGAGGAGAUCUUCGGGCCCCUGCUGCCCAUCGUGCCUGUCAGCGACCUGGACGACGCCAUUCGCUUCAUCAACGAACGAGAGAAGCCUCUGGCACUCUAUGUCUUCUCUUGCGACAAAAACACAAUUAAGAGGAUGCUAGCUGAGACCACCAGUGGAGGUGUGACAGUCAAUGAUGUAAUGAUGCACUAUACUCUCAACUCUCUGCCCUUUGGGGGUGUGGGUAACAGUGGCAUGGGCCGUUACCAUGGCAAGCACACGUUCGAUCAGCUCAGUCACCACCGGGCAUGCCUAGUCAGGUCCCUGGGCAUGGAGGGCAUCAACACGGCCCGGUACCCUCCUCAGAGCCGCGAGAGGGCGCGGAAGGCACGGUUCGCCUUGCGCAGCCCACUAAUCGACUUCUCCAAGCGUACCUUCGUGUGGGCUGUCACUGUGUCCAUCAUAGCGGUCGGCCUCUUAAUUGCCCUGGCGGUCAUCCUGUUUAUAGCUUCUGGUCUCAGCUGUACCUGUUGGUAUUGGCAGGGGUGGUCUCUGGGGAAAUCUCCUUGGUAAAUUCACUACUGUCAAAUCACACAGUAGACAGUACACACUCAAGAACAGAUUCUCUUUUUCUAUGUAUUCUAUGUUAAACAGCUAACAAAUUAACUAUUGUGCAGAUGACCAUGCAUUUUACAUAAUCUCUCUAAUGUUUUUGAACAAUGACAUUACUUUCAAGACCCUUUACAAUCUUGAAAUGUUAUUCACGAUAUGACUCUUAGAUGUCAGAAUUUAACAAAGCUCUGAAAUCUAUCAUAACUGAAUUCAUUGUCAUUUUAAAUUGUACAAUAUAUUAGAAUGCCAUUUUUAUUUAAUUUCUACAUUUAAGCUAGAUAUAUUGCUUUCUACGUUCAUAUUUGUUUUCUAAUACAGCAUGCCUCUUCAGAGUCUGCUAUUGACUUUCAAUAUAAGUGUGCAACAAAGGUAUUGUUUUCAUGGAAAUGUAUGGUAAAAUAGGCUUGUUAGCCAGAGGCUAAAAAACAUGUGUUCAAAAUGCGCCUAUCAGCAUUGCUUUUAUGCUCUCUAUCUCUCUAUCUCUCUUUCUCUCUCCAUCUGUCCUUUCACUCACUCAAAUUCAAAUUCAAAAUGCUUUAUUGGCAUGAAUGUUCAGGUUAAACAAUAUUGCCAAAGCAGACAACAAUGAAGGGACAACAUAAACAUUCUCUCUACAUAAAACAUCCAGUAUAAUGAACCUUUGACCUUAAAAUACCAGGUGACUUCAACAUCUGACAAUGCACUGGCACACAAUGACCAACAACCAUUCAUUCCUCAACAAGCCAACAGGCUGUUGGGCAUCACACAUACACAUACACUACAAACUAAACAUUGUAUUGAUUUUUUUGUCAAUUAUUAUUGAUUUUGUUGUACAUUUAGUCAUUUAGCAGACGCUCUUAUCCAGAGCGACUUACAGUAAGUACAGGGACAUUCCCCCCGAGGCAAGUAGGGUGAAGUGCCUUACCCAAGGACACAAUGUCAUUUGACGCGGCCGGGAAAUCGAACCAGCAACCUUCUGAUUAAAAGCCCGAUUCCGUAACCGCUCAGCCAUCUGACCAACUAGCAGCACUAGAUGGCAGUGUAUAGCUACUUAUACUCCUGGGUAAAGAUGAGAACCGUAUCCUUUGUCAUUUAUAAUAAUGUGACCAAAUGAUGCUAAAGUGUUUUAUAAACAAUUUUGGAUGUCCUAAUUUCUUCAAAUACUCACUUUGUGGUGUCAAUAAAGAUGUCAGUUGUUUUGUAAAUCAAACUGCAUUGCAGUUAAAUGUUGUCUUUGGUUUUGUUUUAACUGAACACAAACUGCAGUGGGAUUACAGUGUACUUUAUUCAGAGGGCAGCCUGUGGAAAAAUCAAUACUUGACUUUAUGAUCUCAUCACAUAACACAGUCUAUAUAUGUAAUAUAUGAUAUGGAAAUGCAGCUUGAAAUUCAAUCGUAAGAAAAUGUUAGCAGAUCAGAUAGCUUUUAAGAUUUAUCGGUACACUGGUCAAAAGGAAGUAUUGAAUAACUGUGUUUAUCCACCAAGAAUGUAUCCCCAUAUCCUGACCAUGUUCCAUUUCAAGGACAGGGUUCUUUGAAGUAGGUUUCUGAGGAUGAAUGUUUAGUGUCCUUUUUGUUGUGUGUGUGUUCAUAGGCAGUUUCCUGUUUCAUCACAGUUUACUGUUUGUUCUUUCAGCAAAAUACAGCCACUGCCAAAGAACUUGUAACCUUCCAGCUGCAUUGCUACAUAUACAUCAAGUUAAACA